AUGGGAUUUUUGAGUGGUGUUCUUGAGGCGGUGAAAGAUGAAAAUGAAGUGACAACUUAUGAUAAAUACAUACAGCCAGAGAGUAAAAGGCUUCAAAAUGUACUAGACACCUUAAAUAAAAAUAUUGGCACCGGGCGUGAUGGGCUUGCGGCGUCUGUCGGCGCGGUGAAGGGGUGGUUGGGGAAAUAUAAUUCACAAGUUGAGACAUUGACUAAGAAUGUUACUUCAAAAUUAGGUACGUUAAGUACUAAAUUAUCAUCUGAUACAGGUGAAUACUACAAGCAAGUUAACGACAAGAAUGACCUGAGUGCGCAGUUGACGAUGUGGACCGGGACGCUUGGACGUAUCUCAAGUGAUCUCCAAGACAUACAAAACAAACAGAUUAAUAUAUUAGAUAAGAGACUAAAAGCAGAUGUUUUGCAUGAAAUUAAGCCGAUUAAUAAAUCGGUUGAGUUUUUGCUUGAGUCGGGUAACAACAGUGAGUUCAAGGGAAAGGUGGAGCAGGCAGUUGCGAAAUUCCGUGAGACCCGUAAAAGUGCUGAUCAAGGAGUGGAAGAAUGUGUUCAAAAGGUUACUGCAGGUUUGAACAAAAAGAUUAUGGAACUUCUACAGCAGCAUACUGAAACCAUCAAAAGCACCGAGUUGUACGUCAUUGGCAAAAUAGACGAUGUGCUAUCUAAAGCGGAGAAGCGAAGUAUAACACACAUGGAGGCACUCGAUGCGGAGUAUAAACAUAAAAUCAAGGAGGCGCACAGUGCCUUGGCAAAUGCUCUGAAGACGCUUCAGAAUGGCGCAACUAAAGCAAAUGAUUUGCAUAAUGCGAUCGAAAAAUUACAGGAGAAGUUUCAUAAGUUGCAGGGUCACGAGUCAGGCAUCGGUACAGUUGUCGAUACGGAGAGGGAUAUUAAAGGCAUGUUAUUUAAAUUUGUGGAGGAGGGAGAAAAGUUAAAGAAAACUAUUGAAGAGAAUAUCAGGCAACCGUUGCAUAAAUGGCAUGAUGCCAAUAAAGAUAAGAUGCCUGGUGGGCUUCAUCAACUAGGGACUGACGUUGACACUAAUAUCACCACUUUUAGUUCGAAUUAUCCAGCAGUGCAUAGUGCCCUGAAACAAAUUAAAAUGAUAGUUCAGCCUAUAGAAAACGUGUUGGCCGUCCGCAUGAAAAAUGUGCUGCCACAAUCGGACCUUGAAGAUUUGUUGGAGCAAGUAAGAAUGGAAUUGAAAGCAUAUGCCGGCGCACUUAUUGUAGAUAUGGAGAGUCUCAGAGAUAGUUUAGAUAAAGAAUUGAAAGGCUAUAUUAACAAAUUGAUGGGCGGUGGCGCGUAUGCUGAUAUAGUGGCGAGAUUCGUAAAAACUGUUUUGGACAGCGUUAUCGACACAAUGAGUACCAAGCAAGCAGACGAAUCGCAUAUGGCAAAGCAAUUAAAAACACAGCAUUCGCAAAUGACAAUUCCACAAACUCAAAUGAAGUUUGACGAGAUUAUGACACAUUUCAGAGGCGUAGAUGUACGAAUUACGACUGCUAUAUCCAAACUGAGUGAUAAAGUCAAAUUACUUAAUCAUCAUUCAAAAUCUACGAACGAGAAUGACCAACAGCUUUCACACCUCACAACAAACUUGCCAAAAUCCAUGGAACAGGUCAAGAACAAAAUAACUGAGGUCAUUCAAUUGGUAAAUAGCACCAACAGUGGUCUGGUAGGGGCAGUCGCCAGUGCUAAAAAGCUCAUUGACGAUUUCAACAAUGAUCGUAAGACCACUUUAUCCAAUAAAUUCGAAGGUUUAAAAUCGGAAAUUAGAGCGUUAAGUAUGGAAUCCGUAAGAAGCGCACUUGACUCAGCCAUUGCGGGUGUUAAUAAGAAGCUUGAAGAUCUGAAGAAGGUUCCUACUACUAUAGAAGACGAAGGCAAAUACAGUCUUGCUGUACGAAAAAGCAAAUUAAUUGAAUAUAUCAUUAAUCUUAAAUCUGACAUCAUAGGGACGAUAACAGUGAAUAUGUCUGAAAUAAAGGAGACACUCAACCGUUCCCUCAUUAAGUCCGAGAAAGACGCUAUCAAUCACAUCAGACAGCUUGCGGAAACGUAUAAAAGGAAACUCGAGGAUGGUAUUAACGCGGUAGAACAACAGAUUCAAUUGAUGUUUGCGGAACAACAUAAAGCAGAUCUGACGGCUCUACAAAAACUGAUCGAGCAUCAAAAAGCUGAAAUUCAAAACAUCAUCGACAAGGACAGAGCCAGCGGUAUCAAGUGCCUGCUCUGGUACAUGAAUCAAAAUCACAAUACACUUACGGAACUUACCGGCAUACAAGAGUCAAAAUGGGCAGCAGAUAAAAUUAGACAUUACUUACAUCCCCUCUUUACCUACAUCAUCUCCCAAACCAACCCCUCCUCCCAACUGGUCACCGACCUCCAAGCCCGCACUUACGCCCUCCUCACCCACCUCCACGCGAACAAUCGCACCUUCACCUUCGACUCCGGUUUCCGCUCCCGCCUCCACAACCUGACCACCUAUCUCUCCACGUUCAACCCCGCUGCCUUUGCGAACCCGCACCACCCGCAACUCCUGGACGCGCUGAAGGCAGGGAUGCAAGGGCUGGUAGCGGAGAUGCAGAAGGCGUAUGUUAAUAGGUAUGACGGACAUCCUGAGAUGAAGUGGACGACACCGAACAAGGAGAAAGUUGACGAACCAACCGACGACGCUACGCGCUGCGCCAAGGUGUUUAUGAGCUGCCUGCCGAUGUGGGUGGAGGACCUCGGGGAGUUGAAGAGGAGGUGCCAGCAUAGUUGGAGCAAGAAGGCUAUACAUCAUAAAGAUGAAAUUGACAAAGAAAACCCCCUUGGUGAGUUCCUCAAGCAGUGCGGUUACCGUGUUCCUAGCAGUCAGAAGUCGCAUCAGGACGGGGAGCUGCAGUGCAGACAUACGUUCACUGGCAAACAUAUCGAUGGAAUUCUCGGUAAGAUCAUACAAAUGUCGAAUCUAGAACACGUUCCGCAGUGUAGAUCACGGGAGAAAGAAUGGAACUUUAAUAUCAUGGAUUUCAUAGCAUGCCUCUACAGUCACCUCGACGAGUAUAACGAAGUAUGUCAUCUAUCAACGUUAUUCUCCAAAAGGCAUCCGUGCAGUAUAUACGAAAUACUCUGCUGGUUCUCAGGGCUCCCUCAUAGUACCGUAUAUUCAGCGUUACCUGGCGGCAUCACCAAGCUGCUUGAUAAGCCUGAGAAUCAACCGAUAGAUAGCGGUGACUCGGGAAUUGAAAUUGAGUUCGAUGAUGAAAACGCGUACUACCUGGAUGCGCAUCCACAUAAGUUCACAUAUAAAGAUAUCUAUGCUGUGAUUGAACUAAUUUGCUCCAAAUCAUACGACGUGUUGGCUAGAAUCGCCGGCACAGGUGAUGAGCACACCAGGUACGCCUGCGAAUACGCAAACAAUUCCCUCAAGCUGCAUUACCCUAAGACGGCGGACGACUGCUUGCCAAUGUUACUUGACAUGUUACGUAGAUUGCUCUCCGUGUUCCGAUUCCUCGAAUCCAAGUGUAGUUAUUCGGCCGUGGAGUUCGGUUGGGCGGACUGCCAGUACGGUAAAAAUGUGCCUACGACCAAAUCGCAUUGUAACGACAGAUCAACGGAGGAAGUAACGUGCCAGGCAAAGUGUAAACCAAAGUGCCAACCAAACAGUCAACCAAACAGUCAACCAAAUUGCCAGCCAACCUCUCCGUUGAUGAGUUACUUAAAUGACUGUUUGCCGGGUCACUUGCCUCAUCAACUCACGAAUGUCGGUUGUAAAUCUGAAUGUAAAACGUGCCCCGGUAAUAAGCCUGGAAUGCCCUGCUUAACCCCCCUUGGAUUCAGAGGCUUCUCAGGGUCAAUUAAAACGGGUGAACAAUUAUGCAGCAUUAUUAAAGAGAUAUUAGGCAACGGUAUGAUUGCGUGUCUAUUCACCCUCGCACCCAGGCCUCCAACUAACUUGCCGGAGCACUUCCAGUUUGCAGUGUCACUUGCCAAGGGACUUAGUGCUUCAAAGCAGAGUAAGGUUGACGGCAUUAAAACAUUGGCAGACACCAUCGCAGAUUCAAUUACCGAUCGCUCCAUCAAUCUGUAUGAAAAUACGGAUGAACUUAUCGAUCCGAUUUGCAAAGCUUAUGGUAAUAAAGGUAUAGAGCAUCGCAACCAGAAGCGUGAUGCAAAACAUAACGUGUCGUGCAUUUCACUGACCACUUCCUGCAUCAAUCAGGAGCAUUGCGUCCCUUACCUAUCUCCCCUGAGCUGUGACACUUAUAAUUACCUUGUCAACAAGCAAUCGAACUCCUACCUAUCAUGGGCAGUUUACUUGCCGUGGACAUUCCAUAAAUAUCUUGCAAGUCUCCUCGACGCGUUUAAGGCUAUAAGAUGUGAAGACUGGGGAUGCAGGAACUGCUUGCAUACCGAUAUAUGCAAGGGAGAGAGUCAUGGUAUGCUUAAUCCAAAAGGACCUGAAGGAGGAUGCCAAUGCGCUUCUGUUGUACAUUGCAACGGCGUAUCGCCAACGUUAUACCAAUAUGGUUUCACAUUCAGGGAUGCGCAAAAUUUGAUAUCGUUGAACAGAAACUGCUUCAAUAUGCGAAGUCACCUGUACAAUGUUGUUAACUCUGACUAUUUCACUGACCUAUUUAAACAAUGCGACAUGUUACUGUGGAGAAUCAGAGAACCCUUCUCCUACCUUGUCUUGGCCCUCUGGCUCCUCUCUUUGUUGUACCUCCUCCACAUCAUGGUCAUCCGCCUCGACGUGCUCCACAUCAAAUCGCAUUUGCAUAGUCCAUCAUCGCAUCGCAUCGCUGCUCAAUCACUACUCGCCGCUGCACGUGUUAACAAACUGGGCAGGGUGUUUUAUCUGCAACCAUAA
Babesia bigemina is the source of this 4872-nucleotide messenger RNA. RefSeq lists its product as hypothetical. Bases 1 to 4872 code for a protein of 1623 amino acids. Lineage: Eukaryota; Apicomplexa; Aconoidasida; Piroplasmida; Babesiidae. The transcript has a single exon. The record is from RefSeq and is a predicted model, not a curated record.